GUGUUUUUGUGCGAAAUGAAUGCAAAGAUCUUGUUGUUGGCGCUCCUGGGCAUGCUGGCUUAUGCCCAGGCCAGGAUAACAUUUGCCGAUGUCCAAGCAGCGGAAUGGGAGUCAUUUAAAAUGGAAUUCAAUAAGAACUAUGAUGAUAAGGAGGAUCAUCGCCAUAUGUUGAUGUUCCUGAAUAACAAGAGGAUUAUUGACGAGCACAAUGAACGAUUUGCAUCUGGUGAAGAGAGCUACAAGAUGGGUGUCAAUCAAUUUACGGAUUUGUUUGAUGAGGAGUUCGAUAGCCUGUUUGCUGGCAGUGUGAUGGAUGCAGAGGAUGACUUUGAUUCAAUUGAAGACGACACCGAGUUUGAUUUCAAUGAUGACCUUACAGAGGAGGAGGAUACCGAUUUUGAAAACGAUCUACGUGAUCAUACCGUAGAUUGGAGGACAAUCGGUGCUGUUACUCCAGUGCUGAAUCAGGGUCACUUCAACACCUCGUGGGCCUUUGCGGUAGCCGGUGUCGUCGAGAGCAGACAGUUUGUGGCAACUGGAAAGUUGGUAACCUUAUCAAAACAGAAUUUGGUUGACUGUUGUCGCACAAAGCACAAGAAGACAAUGAAUGCGCUGAAGUGCAUUAAGAAAAAAGGUGGCAUCCAGACUGAGGCAUCGUAUCCUUAUCGAGGUUUAGCUGGUAAAUGCCGCUUCAAUAAGAAACUCAUCGGUGCGAAGAUUAACAAGUACUACCAGAGUUCUCCUGGCAACGAGAGGGCCUUGGUUCACAAUGUCGCCAAGGGUCCAGUUGUCGCCGUAAUCUCCCGUGAUGCCUUUAGGUUCUAUAAGAAGGGCGUAUUCCACAACCCAAAGUGCAGCAAGUCCCCAGACGUUUCGGUUCUUAUUGUCGGUUAUGGAACUUGCGAAAAUUGUGGUGACUAUUGGCUACUGAAAACUUCUCUGGGCACUUCCUGGGGAGAGAAGGGUUACAUGAAAAUAGCGCGCAAUAGGAAUAAUAUUUGUGGCAUUGCCAGUAGGGCUUAUUAUCCCAUUAUUAAACACUAAAAAAAGGUAUUUCUUCAAGAAAUCUAAAAAUGUUACCAGUGUAUUAAUGUAACAAAGUUUUUUAACAUUAUAAUAAAAGUGAGUCUUGUCAGACUCCAUAAAUGAAAUUAA
Messenger RNA from Drosophila innubila, 1155 nucleotides. Its product is annotated as cathepsin L-like. The record is from RefSeq and is a predicted model, not a curated record. Bases 16 to 1044 code for a protein of 342 amino acids. NCBI's taxonomy places the organism in Eukaryota, Metazoa, Arthropoda, Insecta, Diptera, Drosophilidae. Gene Ontology annotation, biological process: immune response. Gene Ontology annotation, cellular component: lysosome. Gene Ontology annotation, molecular function: cysteine-type endopeptidase activity. The transcript has a single exon.